AUGUCGGAAGCCGAGUCGAAGCGCCUGGCUCAGGCCGAGUAUUGGGAUGAGCGCUACGCCAAAGUCGGCCCGGACGAGCAGGUCCACGAGUGGUUCAGGUCCUUUGACGACCUUGCUCCCUUUCUAGACCGGCAUCUAUUCCAAGUCCGAGGGCCAGAGACGGCACCUAAGAUCCUUCAUCUGGGAUCGGGAGAUAGCACGAUCCCCGAGGACCUCUCAAGAAGAGGAUACAAGGACCAGCUGUGCGUCGAUUUCUCUCCGGUUGUCGUAGACAUCAUGUCGAAACGACAUCAAGACGUCGGGGGCAUUACCUGGAAGCACGCCGACGUCCGGCAGAUGGAUGAGGUACUGCCGUCCGAGUCGGUAGAUGUAGCCUUUGACAAGGGGACUUUGGAUGCCAUGAUUUACGGGAGUCCCUGGGACCCGCCGGACGAGGUGCUUGACAACACCGGUCGCUACAUUCGGGAGGUCUUUCGCGUCCUCAAACCCGACGGGACCUUCAUCUAUGUCACAUACCGGCAACCGCACUUUAUAAAACCGCUUCUCAACUGCAAAGGCGUCAACUGGGAUAUCACGGUGGAUGUGCUGGGCGGUUCCGGCAGCUCUCUGGACUACCACGGGUUCGUGCUGAAGAAAGCGACGACGACAACGGUAGCCGAGCCAGCGGAGGCGGCGCAGACAAGAUGA
Molecule: messenger RNA, 687 nt
Organism: Fonsecaea multimorphosa CBS 102226
Lineage: Eukaryota; Fungi; Ascomycota; Eurotiomycetes; Chaetothyriales; Herpotrichiellaceae
Exons: 3
Coding region: 1-687 (228 amino acids)
Molecular function (GO): S-adenosylmethionine-dependent methyltransferase activity
Source: RefSeq, a predicted model, not a curated record